UGUCCAUUUUCCAACAUCACACAACAACAACCUACCUAUCCCGGGCCAUUGGUAGCCUCAACUUCUUACUACAGCACUCUCUCCAGAGCUUCUUCUUGUCGUUUUUUAUUGCUUUCUUGUCUAGAUUUUAAAUCAGAUCAACCAUUAGACUUAUUGUCUGAGAUACCCCGCGCAAUAAAAUAAAACAAACAGCUUUGCUUUGCUAGUUUUUUUUUUUUCUUCCUGUUGGCCGACCUUCGAAUUUCCAUUCUCCGAGCCCUGUUCCCCGUCCACCCGUCGUCCCACAGCCAGCAUCCCCCCCGGCGUCCGACCAUUGUGAACGAUUGAGUUGCUAUUAGAGUUAUAUCUGUGGAACGACACUCAAAACCAAUCCAAUUAGCAAUUAAGGGUCCAUGUAUGUCAUGGUAGAAUCCCAAUAGGAACGAGGUUACUACGAACUUACUGCGAAUCGAUGCUCGGGGUUGCACGGUUCUAACGACUGCCUGUGCGAAUUCCUCCCUCUAAGGGGUAGAUUUUGUGGCGUUGGCCAUCGCGCCGGCGAUUCGAGUGAGCAAUGGCUACGGUGACGAGCCCCCCAACGCCGCCUCCUCCGGCUGCUGCGUCUCCUCCGAGGUCUAUUCAACGGAAACCCGUUCCGGUACCAAGGCUACCCCUUUCGCAACAUGAGCGCGGUGAAUCUCAAGACAGCUUCGCCGGGAACACUUUGCCUGUCGCCGAGGCGGCGACCAUCAGAGAUGCUCCUGUCUCUCCCGUGAGGGUGAAUUUCCAACCCGACAACUGGGCGCUGCCGUCGAAUGUAAGCAUUGAGGGGAACUAUCAAGUCCCACCGCAGCCUCCGCCACAUAUGACUCGCAUCGCCCCAAGAUCCUCGGAUGCGCUCCCGCCUCCUUAUAGUCCCACGUCUGAUCAGUCUAGGACCUUAACACCUAAACAGACCUUUACUGGCGACCUUGCGCACAGAUCGGGUCAUGAGGCAUUCUUAAACCCUGCGGAGGGAGGUUACAUGGAAGCUCCAGCAACGUCAGACCUAGAACGCAAUAGCUUCAGCGACAGUUCUCGAAGCGAUGACCCGAAUCGGCACAGUCGCGAGUCGGACGCAACUGCGAGUACGCAGCAACAGAUGUCGACCGACUCCUCUGCCGAGACAAGCGCAAGUUCGAUAUCGGGGGGUCUAAACGAAGCAUGCGAAAAUCGACUCUUGCCGGAUGAGACAUCUCCAGAAGAGUCCAUCAUCGAGGGUUCGAUACAAGAGGGCCAGCAGGUACCCCAACUACAAUACCAUCACCAGCCCUAUCUUCCGCGAGUCUCAAGCGUGCCCCUCGAGUCAAAUUCGAGGCAUUCCUCGAGGUCUGACCUUGCAGAACCGCCGGGUGUGGCCAUAAAUCGUCACUUGACCCCAAACUCAUUCAAUAGGAGAAGUUCUAUGCCACGGCCGCAGUCAUCGUAUUCACUAUAUUCCGAAUUGGGACCGCGCGGACGGUCCCCAAGUUAUGGGGGCGCCAAUCCGCGCACUUCCUCCAUUCAUUCUCGCAGGUCGCCUGAGACCAGGCCGAUUUCCUACGCGGAAUUGCUAAAUGUUCCUUAUCCUCAACCAGCUCCGGCUCCCAUUACCAUCGAUAACUCUUAUCUGCGCAACAAUGUUGGAAGUAACGCUUCCUUACUAAGUGCGCAGAAGACCCUUGAGAUGUAUAGGCAAAAUGUGAAGAAGACAAAUGACUUUUCCAUCCAAUACUCCUUCGCCGUUUUCUUAAUCUCAACUGCGCAGGAACAGGGUUUAAAUUUGGAGGAACCUUCGCGGAAAAAAGCCAGUCCAAAGGGAAGUCCGCUUAACGAAAACCAGGAAUCCUCGCCGACCGAGUUGGUUCGCGAAGCUAAAAGUAUAUUGACAAGGUUGGCCAAUGGCGGCUAUCCCUUUGCUCAAUAUUACCUAGCUGAUGGUUUUGCUUCUGGCUUGUUCAACAAGGGCAAGGAAGACUAUAAUUCCGCCUUUCCCCUCUUUGUUUUGGCCGCGAAACAUGGUCACGCCGAGUCUGGUUAUCGUGCUGGUUUAUGUUACGAAUUUGGAUGGGGUUGUAGGAAAGAUCCAGCUAAAGCAGUUCAAUUUUUACGAACGGCGGCAUCUAAAAACCAUCCCGGCGCCAUGACGAGACUUGGCAAGGCUUGUCUCUCGGGAGACCUGGGCGAGAAUCGGUACAGGGAGGGUGUGAAAUGGCUGAAGCGUGCUACUGAGUCAGCAGAUGCCAUGUACAACGCCGCCCCGUACCAUCUUGGUACACUCUACGAAACUGGCUAUGGCGACGAUAUUUUCAAGGACGAGAGUUACGCGGCCGAAUUGUUCACUCAGGCAGCUGAGCUCGGGCAUGCUGAAGCGAGCUAUCGUAUGGGAGAUGCGUACGAACAUGGCAGGCUAAACUGCCCUCGAGAUCCGGCCCUCAGCGUUCAUUUCUACACUGGUGCCGCAGAACGUGGUCAUGCUGCGGCUAUGAUGGGAUUAUGUGCAUGGUACAUGGUCGGAGCUGAUCCCAUCUUGGAGAAAGAUGAGGAAGAAGCUUAUGAGUGGGCUCGUCGGUCAGCAGAUCUUGGCUUUGUUAAAGCCCAAUAUGCGGUCGGUUACUUCACGGAGAUGGGAAUAGGCUGCCGCCGGGACAUCUUGGAAGCCAACGUGUGGUACGUCAAAGCAGCCGAUUCCGGUGACGAACGCGCAAAGCAAAGACUCGCGGCAAUUCGGGCUGCCGUGAGUGGUGGCGGGACGCCUAUGGAAGUCGCCCCACCACGCAACGGCAAGAUGAAGAAAAACCAACCAAACGACAAGGAUUGUGUUGUAAUGUAAUAUAUUCCAUGCGGCUGGAACUCACUAGUAUGCGGAUGUUUCGGGGGGACCUUCGAGGAUCCAUCCAGUCUUGCCCUCAACGAUGAGGUGCGUCUAUUUUGGAAAACUACGUAUUCAGAGUACACAUCAAGGGGUCGGCUUUUUUUUUUUUUUUUUUUUU
Annulohypoxylon truncatum is the source of this 2990-nucleotide messenger RNA. Its product is annotated as HCP-like protein. Gene Ontology annotation, molecular function: protein binding. Bases 554 to 2830 code for a protein of 758 amino acids. Lineage: Eukaryota; Fungi; Ascomycota; Sordariomycetes; Xylariales; Hypoxylaceae. The record is from RefSeq and is a predicted model, not a curated record. The transcript is spliced from 2 exons.